Moneuplotes crassus is the source of this 1481-nucleotide messenger RNA. NCBI's taxonomy places the organism in Eukaryota, Ciliophora, Spirotrichea, Euplotida, Euplotidae. The record is from the annotation of a GenBank genome assembly.
AUGUCCACAGAAAAUUCAGACAAUAAAGAGAAAGAAGAAGAUAUCAUUAAAAAGACUCUCAAAGAGAAUCUUGAUGGAAAGUCAGAGAGCGAGCUUCAGACUAGGUUGCUCCAGGUCUGCCAAGCCGUUGAUAAAAAGAUUACUGCAUUCAAAUAGCAAGAAGAACCAGGAACUCACAAAGCUUAGGGAAGAACAUGAGAUCCUUCUGAUGAAAUAUGAGAAGAAAGAGAAGGAAAGAGUAAGCCUCUCCCAAGCUCUCUCAAAAAGUCGCAAAGAGAGCCAAAACCUACGAGCAAAAGUAGAUACAGACAGUCAAUUACAAGAUUAUCACUUUGUUAAGGGGGAAGUCUUUAGGCUGACAAAUGAAAACAACGACCUCAAGGCCGAAGUUAAAGGUCUUAAAUCUUCAUGAUACAAACAAGGAAAAGAACUGACCAAAAUCAUUGAUAAGCAUGAUUAUGACAAUAAAAUUGCAAUCCUCAAGCAAGAUAUAGCAUAUGAGAAAGAAAAGGUCAGAGAGCUUGAGAAAAAGUGUAAUUCACAGGAAGCCCAACUGAAAUCUCAGCAUGAAACUAUCGCUAAGCUUAAGGCAAAGAACAUCAUGCUCAAAGACGGAUCCACAGCUGGUAAAUAAGGUCAAAGAAGUCUUAUCUCCAGAGACUGUAGAAAUGAUCGAGAAAUUAGAGAAAACUAUCGAAAUUCUUCAAAAAUCCAAAGAAUCUGAAUUUAAAAAGGAUCUUAUUGCCAAAGCAAAAUACGAGAAGAAGUUCAAAUAAACUAGUUGAAAAGUGUGAGGUGCUAGAGAACGAGAUUAAAGAAAAAGAUAAGGAGAAUAAACUGCAUGCAAUCAAGAUGAAAGAUAUUAUUAGAUCUCAAAGUAAUUUCAACCGAACUCGAAGAGUCAAGAAAUUACCUAACCUAAAUUCCUCUACAGCCAGUUCAAAGAAUUCCAACAUUCAUUCUUUGAAUGGGAAGAAUUAUGAAACAGAGCCAGGAAGUGGGAGAUCUAGGUCGAUAGACCCUCAAAGAAUUAAACUAAAGUCCAAAGCUAGAAUAAAUACCAACCUUAAAGUGACUCUAAAAUCAUCAAGAGGACUCAAGCAAGGUAAAGUUGUCUUAAAGAACAAGAAACAUAGUAACUUUGAAUCCGAGCUUCAAAAAGCUAAUGCUCCUAGUAUUGCUGCAAUUGAUACAAACACUCAGCAGAAGAUCAUGGAUGAUGCCCAGAAGAACAAGUUAAUGAAGAGUUUAUUCGAUGAUCCCUCUCCAACUGAUCUAAUCCAGACAGAGCCAGAUGGAAGCAACAAAGGUGUAACCUUUGCUCCAGGUACUAUCCUUGAAAAGCAAAAUCACACCAAGGCAAAUGAAGUUCCUCCUGAAGAUCCUGCUGAUGACAAAUUCGAAAACCUUGGUGGAAACAUUGAGUUCAUGGAUAUGAAUGUGGAAUAACAUACUCUAUUUCAAUACUCUUGGUAUAGUUA